AUGAUAAGUUUCUCCUGGAUAUCGGACCCAGGACCUCUAAGUUAUAUGCCGUUUGCACUAAGCGCAGAAUGUAACCAAGAUGAGUCGGCUAGUUUUGUUCGGUGGCCCGGAAUGACGCCAGAUCGGGCUGUACCCGUUUUCAUGUACGCUGCGAGUGGUGGCGAGGAGUCUCUAACGGGAGCCUGUCUCAGGCGCUGUCGGGAAUUAGAAGACUGCGCCUCUGUCGUGGUCACAUAUGCCAAGGGCAACUGUCAGGGCCUUGCCUAUUCAGCGGUGACUAACCUCCAUGCAGACAAUGAUAUCGCUUAUUUUACUAAAGUUUGCCUAAAAUUACCCCUAGGAUGUGGAAAGAAAUGGUGGUCUAUGGAGAGCACCCCUGGCUAUUCAUUAAAUUCUGAAGGAACAAAUAUCAAAGUGCUUCCAAACAUUACCGUACAUGAUUGCUAUAAUGCUCUUUUCUCAUCAAAUGAAAGAAAGUAUAGGUUCGUAUAUAAAGGUAUUUUUAUACUACAAUAA
Molecule: messenger RNA, 516 nt
Organism: Pieris macdunnoughi
Lineage: Eukaryota; Metazoa; Arthropoda; Insecta; Lepidoptera; Pieridae
Source: the annotation of a GenBank genome assembly